Messenger RNA from Clonostachys solani, 1140 nucleotides. The record is from the annotation of a GenBank genome assembly. NCBI's taxonomy places the organism in Eukaryota, Fungi, Ascomycota, Sordariomycetes, Hypocreales, Bionectriaceae.
AUGGGCGGGGAGCGGGGCUUUCUGGUGCCCGAAAACUACGUGCUUCAGCCGGUCACGACCCAGGACAUGAUCAUCGCCUCCUUGGCCCUUGGAUUUACCAUGGGCAUCGGGUGGCUCACUGCGUGGACGGCUAUCAAACAGACUACAAGCAGCUAUCGGAGGAUCGGACGGGGUAUCGCCCACAAUGCGUACGUUAUCAUGAUUUGGGGCGAGAUCGCGGCCAGCUCGGGGUUUGCUGCAAUGUCGAUACUGCACCUCUUCGGCUUCAUUCGACCGAGGUUCGUCCAGUUUCUGCUGCAGAUUAUCGUCAACCGCUGCGCUAUCCUCGUUACGGACCGCGUGUUUAUACUAAGGGUGAAAUGGGGCACGGCGGCCCUCAUCACAAUGGUGAACAUCUCAGUCUACUGCAUAUGGAUUCCCGCUCGACUACAGAUCUCCGAGAGAUAUAUCCAUAUAAACGAAAUCUGGGAUCGGUGCGAAAAGGUGAUAUAUCUCAUCGUCGACGGGGCCCUGAACUUUCUCUUUAUGCGCAUCGUCAGACAGGACCUCGUCAAACUCGGCCUCCGCAAAUACAACGGGCUCGUCAAGUUCAACAUCUUCAUCAUUGGGUUUUCUCUGUCCAUGGAUGUUCUCAUAAUCGCCAUGAUGAGCCUCAAAAACACAUACAUGCAAUUCCACCCAUUAGCUUACAUUGUCAAGCUUAAAAUCGAAAUGUCCAUGGCCAACCUAAUAGCCAAGAUCGCAAAGGCUCAAGCGCGGGGCACCGAGUUCGAAUACUCGGGAAGCUCGAACCACUAUGCCGACACCAUGGUAGAUUCGGCAGCUGUGGAAAAUAGGAAGCAGAGGAAUCCGGACGAAGAGGCACAUAUCGCGUGGGUGGCAGCAACGACGGAAAUCCAAAUGAACAACAUCAAAUUGCCUGGCGACGAAUCACCAACUCAACCCUCACAGUCCAUCCAGCCCGCCAAGUCCGCACCUGCACCAGAUGCGAUUACUCGCUGCUCGGCCGAGGCAGGGCCUCAGAAAGCAGAUGCAAGGACUCGCCACCCGAAGAGGGAACUACAACGCCGACCCAGCAGGGACAUAAGAAAAUACGAGUCUUUCAUGUUUCUAUCAUCCAAAGUGGUUGUUGAUCGGUAG